This is a messenger RNA of Linum tenue, 1304 nucleotides long. The record is from the annotation of a GenBank genome assembly. Lineage: Eukaryota; Viridiplantae; Streptophyta; Magnoliopsida; Malpighiales; Linaceae.
GUUCAAUUUUAACCCGUCUUUUCCUGGCGUCUUAAACCCUUGGGACUUGGGAGGUUGCAACGAUCUGCAAUUGCGACUUCUAUCUGGGGCUUUAGAUUUGGAUGCUUGCAACAGCUGAGUGUAUAAACUUUCAAGAGCAAGAGUUUUCACCGCUAAUUCUAGAGAUCGACACGGUCUUAGAGAGCGGGAGCUAUGCUGGCCAGAAGGUUUGUUUCCGUGUUCAAGGGCUCCCAAAGAUCGCAACUUUCCAGUGCUGCGAAGCCGGCAGAGGAAGGCAAGAGCGAAGCAUCAUCAUUUGGACGUAAAGCAGUCUCCUUUGUAUUGAUUACUGUUACGGGUGGUGUUGCCUUGAGCGCUCUGGACGAUCUCUCUAUCUAUUAUGGCUGCACCAGAAAGGCAAUGGAGAGAGCAAACAACAACGAGAAAAUUAAAGAAGCUCUCGGUGAACCAAUAGCCAAAGGGCCGUGGUACAGUGCUUCCCUUGCAGUAUCUCACAGAAGGCAAUCUGUUUCUUGUUCAUUUCCUGUCACUGGUCCACAUGGAAACGGAGUCGUGCAGAUGAAAGCUGUUCGUGGCGGAGAUGACAACUGGUUAUCGUAUCUACUCCCUCGAGACUGGGAAAUCCUCAUAAUGGAUGCCCUCGUUAACAUUCCAAGCAAUGAAGAGAAGCAGCAAACACAACGAAUUAGUCUGUUGGACAGCUCUUCAGCAUGUCAGCCAUGCACGGCUUGCCCCCGGACCCAGAAACCAGAAACCAAAUGAUCAAAUAUCAAAGUGAUGAUGACCCUUUUUACCAGAAAGAAAGUGACUUUUUUUACAGGAAGGUUGCCCUUGUAUUCUAUUGGUUCUCUUCCUUUCAGAUUUUCUCAUUUGUUAGCAAAGGGAGAGAAAACAUAAGAGUUCGGCUGAAGCUAGAAGGGAUUUAGUUAAUGGUGUCCUUUCAAAAUCACAAACACAACUGGCGGCUGGGAUAAUGUAAUGCUUCCUCUUUCUUUCCUUGUUUUAUUCCUUUUUGUAUCUGCCUGCUGAAUUUACCUGUGACAGUGCGGCCAAUGUUGUUAGCGUUUUUGUUUGGAAUUGUUUGGUGAAGCAAGCAAUAAAGGUGCGAUCCUGGUUCAAAUCUUCGUUGCAGCGUAUCAUUUUGAGGGGAAUUUUUUUUGGUGGCAUUCAAUAGGUUUGAAAAUUCGAAUUGACUGCCUCCAUCUUCUUCACAAAUUCAUGGUUUUAGUGUGUUUGAAGAGGAGCAGCAAAACGUUUUGACCAUGAAAAUAGUACGGACACCAAAUUGUUAUGUCAUUAAAUUC